CAUUGAGACAGGGAAAAUUCCCGAUAAGAAAAUAGAAAACUAGCGGAUAAGUGGGACAAAAAUAUCUAAAGUAACGCAUAACGGUUUCUUUAAUUAGAUACGUCAAGCUAUCCUUCCGACCAUAAACACGGUAACAACUUAGUUUAAAUCUAUCACUUAACAUCGACACACAAGCAUUUGAUAAAUGAGAUGAUUUUUCCUAAAGUAGCAGUUUUUGUUUUACAUGUUUUGUGUAUUGACGCUAAAAAAUGGUAUUUGGUUAAAGACAACAGUGAUUUUCAAAAACUCAAUCAAAUGGAACCUCAAGGCAGCGUUGAAAGUGAUAACACAGAACACUAUAUUCCAUUGAUUACAGAACGAAGACAUAAUAGAAGAGAAGAAUACAAAUAUUUCUCUGCAGAUGAUCAGGAAUUCAGGCCGUCUGAUCCAUUGCAAAUAUCUUAUCUAAUGAAAAGAGGUCAGAAAACGAAAGAUGUUGUAGAUGACCUUAACUCUAAUUAUAAACCAUCGGAAGUAAGGAAUAAAAUUAUAAAUUCUAAUAUUGUUCACAUAAACAAACCAAGACGUUUUUUACGGAGACGAUGUCCACAAAUAACGAGGAAACCAAAACAUUUGAAUUCAAAUACAACAGCUGAAGGCCGAUUUUUGGAGGUGUUCGAGGUGGUCCAAUUUGACCACGUUUCUUGCAAAUCGAAUACUGGGUUGGAUGGUACCUGCUUGCAUGAAUAUGAUUGUGAGAAGAGUGGUGGAACACCAAUGGGACCGUGCGCAGAUGGAUAUGGCACUUGUUGCGUGACCCUUUUUAAUUGCGAAGGCCGCUCUUCAGCAGCGGUUGGAUGGUUUAAUAAUCCUGGAUACCCAUCACCGAGUUCAGACAGGCUGUCCUGUACGUUUACAUUGGAUAAAUUUUCCGCAGACAUUAAGCAAGUACGAUUGGACUUUAUACAUUUUGAACUUUUACCACCUACAGAUGGACUUUGCGAACUGGAUCAAUUUCAAGUGUUGGGACAGAAUGUGAACAAUUUUAUACCAAUUCUAUGUGGAAUCAAUUCAGGACAACAUGUGUACAUAGAAGUUUCAGAUGGUCCAUUAAUUUUGUCUAUGCAGACUGUUACGGAGGAAAAUAGAAUCUUUUCGAUUAAGAUAACGCAAUUAGCACCGUCCGACGAUUUAGCAGCCCCGACAGGAUGUCUGCAAUUCUUCAAGGAAGACCACGGUCAUAUAGAGUCGUUUAACCAUCGAGAGAGGUCCGAAAUUGGAAUCGCAAGGACGCCAAGUUAUCUUAGUAAUCUCAAUUAUGCCAUGUGCAUAGAAAGAGCAACAGCAUCCUGCAGCAUUACAUACACAAACGUCGGGGAAAUGCAAAUAGUCAACUAUGAUACCGAUGGUUUACCUGUAAUACCACCCCAGCAAGCAGGAGUUGAAAUUCUCAACUGCCCUAGCGACUGGUUAUUAAUAGCUGCUUUGAGGCUAUGCGGUGAACGACUCAAUGAUGGUUCAGUUAUUCAGGAUUUUUCCUUGGAUGCGCCAGUAACAGAUGAUGCAGCAGGGCCCAUUGUGAUAUGGUUCAGAUCAGACGGAGUUUAUACCGGACGUGGAUUUCGAUUUUACUAUCAACAAAACUCUUGUACCACUUAACACUAAGAUAAAUAAAUAAUAAUAAUAAAUAAAUCUUUUAUUGUUUCACCAUAAAAUUACAACCAAGAAUUAGGUUAAG
Messenger RNA from Maniola jurtina (meadow brown), 1717 nucleotides. RefSeq lists its product as uncharacterized. The transcript is spliced from 8 exons. NCBI's taxonomy places the organism in Eukaryota, Metazoa, Arthropoda, Insecta, Lepidoptera, Nymphalidae. The record is from RefSeq and is a predicted model, not a curated record. Bases 190 to 1638 code for a protein of 482 amino acids.